GCCGCUUGGAGUGGCGCAAAAGCAGGAGCCAGGGACCGACCACCCCGGCCCACGUUCCCAAUAUCCGAGUAGAAAUUCGAAGAUAGAAAGGAGAGAUAUAAUUAUUAAAUCAUCGAAUAAUAGUCAGAUGGCAUCUCUAACCCAGCACGACAAAACAAUUACACAGAAGUUCAUUUAUAUCUUAAAAUAAGAAGAAAAAAAGGAGGAGAUGAACGUGGAAAAGCCGAGCGACUGUCUGGAUGGAAUGAGUCGGAAAUACGUCGUAAAGUCGAGCAGGGCCGUGUGGCCGUAUAAUUCCAUCCCAGCCAAUUCUGACCAACUAAAACCAAGUAAGAUCCAGGCACUAAAAUCAUCGCUAAGGGAAUUAUCAUUGUCGGACACCGGGACUACUUACGACUACUUACUCCCUCCUUCUCGACAAAUCGCGCUGAAACCGUGCAACAAUUCGAUGAAGACUGCCAAUGCUCCUUUGAGUGACAAUGCUCGAAAGAAAGAAAAAAUGGUGGUUCAUCAAGAUACACACGUGUUAAGAUCCUUGCGUAUAAACUUAGUCCGUGGUACCUUAUGUACGACUUACUAUUUAUUAUCUAGGUAGUCUUGUAAGUAGUAUCUUUCUAUCUAUCUAGUAAAUCUAGUAGAUGAUGGAUGGAUGGGUUU
Molecule: messenger RNA, 657 nt
Organism: Aspergillus piperis CBS 112811
Lineage: Eukaryota; Fungi; Ascomycota; Eurotiomycetes; Eurotiales; Aspergillaceae
Exons: 1
Coding region: 209-595 (128 amino acids)
Source: RefSeq, a predicted model, not a curated record